UUUUGUGCCAAUGACCCUGAAGUGUUUGUCCAAGCAGCACUGUUGGCUCAGGAUUAUUGUGAUGCCAUAGACCUAAAUUUGGGUUGUCCCCAAAUGAUUGCAAAGAGGGGUCACUACGGAGCAUUUCUGCAAGAGGAGUGGGAUCUUCUUCAGAGAAUGAUUUUACUGGCUAACGAGAAGCUCUCUGUUCCCAUCACAUGCAAAAUCCGCGUUUUCCCAGAAAUUGACAAGACAGUGAAGUAUGCACAGAUGCUGGAGAAAGCUGGCUGCCAGUUGCUGACAGUGCACGGCCGUACUAAAGAACAGAAAGGACCGCUUGCUGGCGUGGCGUCCUGGGAGCACAUUCAAGCUGUCAGAAAAGCUGUGAGCAUUCCUGUAUUUGCAAAUGGAAACAUCCAGUGUCUCAGUGAUGUGGAAGAAUGUAUCCGUAAGACGGGAGUGCAUGGUGUCAUGAGUGCAGAAGGUAAUCUUCAUAACCCAGCUUUGUUUGAGGGCCGAAACCCAUUGGUGUGGGAGAUGGCUGAGGAGUAUCUGGAGAUAGUGCAGAAGUACCCUUGUCCAUUGUCUUAUGUUAGGGCUCAUCUCUUCAAGCUCUGGCAUCACACGCUUCAAGUUUACCAGCAGCUGCGUGAAGAAUUAGCAAAAGUGAAGACUCUAGAGGGCAUUGUAGAUGUCAACAGGGAGCUGAAACUACGAUGCCAGGAAGAAAUAGCUAAUCAGAAAGAAGGAGAAAAGCCAAAAGAAGGGCUGCCUUUUUUCCACUGGAUCUGUCAGCCAUACAUCAGGCCAGGGCCAAAGGAGAGAUGCAAGGAGAAUGGAGCCAGUGGGACUGAAAAAGGUGUGCGAGGGAAACGUGCUCUGGAAGAGGAGGAAGAUGGAAAUUCUGAGCUUCUGUCGAAGAAUAAGCAGAAAAAGAAAUUAAGAAAUCCAAAUAAAAGCUUUGAUCCAUCUUUAAAACCCAAAUAUGCAAAAUGUGAUCAAUGUGGAAACCCUAAGGGCAGUAAAUGUGUGUUUAACAUGUGCCGAGGAUGCUGUAAGAAAAGAGCGUUUAAAGAGACAGCAGACUGUCCAGGUCAUGGAUUACUUUUUAAGACCAAAUAUGAAAAAAACCUUUCAUGGCAGAGUAGUCAAAGAGUAAUUCAAAACCGAGAGAUGAGUCGGAGAGAUGUAGAUGUGGGGGAGACUGCCGUACUGAAGGAGGCUGGUGACAGUGCAGUGUGAAGCUUUGGAAAUGACUAGUUAAAGAGCUUCUGCCAGGCCUCUGCUUCCCUGGGCCAAAGAACAUACCGUCUCCAGCUCACCAUCAGCUGUGUGAACUUGUUCCACAGGUUUAUUUUAAGUUCUGGAAAGUUUUAUUUAAGUAAAAAGCUGCUUACUCAGGGAAUUAUCCUGCAUUUGAAAUAAAAAGGAUGCA
Messenger RNA from Tauraco erythrolophus (red-crested turaco), 1414 nucleotides. The record is from RefSeq and is a predicted model, not a curated record. Lineage: Eukaryota; Metazoa; Chordata; Aves; Musophagiformes; Musophagidae.